Molecule: messenger RNA, 1506 nt
Organism: Odobenus rosmarus divergens (Pacific walrus)
Lineage: Eukaryota; Metazoa; Chordata; Mammalia; Carnivora; Odobenidae
Gene: INO80B
Product: INO80 complex subunit B
Exons: 4
Coding region: 201-1325 (374 amino acids)
Biological process (GO): chromatin remodeling
Cellular component (GO): Ino80 complex
Source: RefSeq, a predicted model, not a curated record
AGCCCCCUUUCCUUGCAGGACCCCAUGAGUAAGCUGUGGCGGCGCGGUAGCACCUCUGGGGCUAUGGAAGCCCCUGAACCCGGUAAGCGCGGGUCGAUAAAGCAAGUUAGGCGUUCGCAGAAAAGGAGUGCCCUUUUUGCUCUUCCGAGCCUCCGGGGUACUUCGCUACAGGUGGGAAGGAGAAAGGCGGGGCUGCUGUUAUGGUAACAGCGUGUACCGCGGGAAGAGUGGGGUCCCUUGGGGGUAUUGGGUUCUUCCAGGUUUUCCCUGUCCCUCCCUUAUCUACACCGUUGACAGGCUCUCCUCACGCAGGGGAAGCGCUGGAAUUGAGCCUGGCGGGUGCCCACGGCCAUGGAGUGCACAAGAAAAAGCACAAGAAGCACAAGAAAAAACACAAGAAGAAACAUCAUCAGGAAGAGGAGGCUGGGCCAACGCAGCCGUCACCUGCUAAGCCCCAACUUAAACUCAAAAUCAAACUGGGUGGGCAGGUCCUGGGCACCAAGAGUGUUCCUACUUUCACUGUGAUCCCUGAGGGUCCUCGCUCACCCUCUCCCCUUAUGGUUGUGGACAAUGAAGAGGAACCUAUGGAAGGAGUCCCCCUUGAGCAGUACCGUGCCUGGCUGGAUGAAGACAGUAAUCUGUCCCCCUCCCCACUUCGGGACCUGUCAGGGGGCUUAGGAGGUCAAGAGGAAGAGGAGGAACAGAGGUGGCUGGAUGCCCUGGAGAAGGGGGAGCUUGAUGACAAUGGAGAUCUCAAGAAGGAGAUCAACGAGCGGCUGCUCACUGCUCGACAGCGAGCUCUGCUGCAGAAGGCGCGGAGUCAGCCUUCCCCGAUGCUGCCGCUACCUGUGGCUGCGGGCUGCCCGGCCCCGGCCCUCACCGAGGAGAUGCUGCUGAAGCGCGAGGAGAGGGCGCGAAAGAGACGGCUGCAGGCGGCCCGGCGGGCGGAGGAGCACAAGAACCAGACUAUCGAGCGUCUCACCAAGACUGCGGCGCCCAGCGGGCGGGGAGGCCGCGGGGCGGCGCGGGGCGAGCGACGGGGAGGGCGGACCGUGGCCCCGGCCCCCAUGGUGCGCUACAGCAGCGGGGCACAGGGUUCCACCCUUUCCUUCCCACCUGGCGUCCCCGCCCCCGCGCCAGUGCCUCAGCGGCCAUCCUCAUCUGGCCCUCCUCCUCGAUGCUCCGUUCCCGGCUGCCCACACCCGCGCCGCUACGCCUGCUCCCGCACGGGCCAGGCGCUCUGCAGCCUUCAGUGCUACCGCAUCAACCUGCAGAUGCGGCUUGGGGGACCCGAGGGCCCCGGAUCUCCCCUUUUGGCUACUUAAGGCCCUGACCUAACCUGGACUCUGCGCCCUCUCCCCUGCCCCGUUUUCAUUAUUUUACCCCCCUUAUUAUUAAAUUUCAUCCGAUGCCUCGACUUGUACAGAGUUGGGGAAAUGGGGUAUGGGCAGGCCAAUGCCCCGUACACACAUUUUGCCCUCACGGGAGAUUGCGUUAACACCUGGG